CGAGGACGAGGGAGGAUUGCAGUUUGAAAGACAGCGACUGGACAGCUGUGUUUGCUGUGGUAUUUUUAAAUGCAUUAAUGCAGGCUCCAAUCACCCGGCUGCGCUUGACCUAUUUUUGGCUCAGGCCAGCCAUUGUUCUAUUUCUGCCGCCUCUGGGCCACGCUGUUGUUGAUUCAAAUGCAAAUGAGUUGUCACUGCCCAGGCCAACUCCAGCAGCGGGACCUGGGAACGGCUGCGGGACAGCAGUGCGGCGGGGGGACCGCAGCCGGACCCCGGGGAUCGGUUCCCGUUGGGUGCUUGUGCUUAGUGUGAAGCUGUGUUUCCCCACGCACACUGCCAGAAAGCACCGAGAUACUUCUUUGAUUCUUCAUCCACCUGCUGUUGGCUCCCAGAGCACAACUGGUGAAACUCUGAGGUGCACAGCCCAGCAGGCGCUUCUUGCCCUCCCACUGCUGUGUAAAGUGGAUUUUGCCUUUUCUCUCCUAAUAGAUACUUGUACAAAUGCUUAAACACUGCUAAUUACUGAAGUGUACUGUCUGACGAGUCCGGCUGGAGGAGGUAGGACGGCAGAGGGUCGUGGCUGACUCCCCUGUGCAAGUGCCGUGAUGAAUCUCUCGUGUAGCUGAAGUGCAGACUGGUUGGAAUAUGCUGCAGACAAUUUACGAGAGUGAAUCGUGUUUUUCCUCAGAUGGGGUUUCUGGACGUGAACAGCUCUUGGCUCAGCAAAGAAUGCACAGUAUGAUCAGCUCAGUGGAUGUGAAGUCAGAGGUUCCUGUGGGAUUAGAGCCUAUCUCACCAUUAGACUUACGAACUGAUCUCAGGAUGAUGGUUCCCAUGGUGGACCCAAUUAUGCGUGAAAAGCAGCUACAGCAGGAGCUACUUCUGAUCCAGCAGCAGCAGCAAAUUCAGAAACAACUGCUGAUUGCAGAGUUUCAGAAACAGCAUGAAAACCUGACCCGCCAGCACCAGGCCCAGCUCCAGGAGCACAUAAAGUUACAACAGGAACUCCUAGCCAUUAAACAGCAGCAAGAACUUCUCGAAAAAGAGCAGAAACUGGAGCAACAGAGACAAGAGCAGGAACUGGAGAGGCAUCGCAGGGAACAGCAGCUUCCUCCCCUCAGAGGCAAAGAAAGAGUCCGAGAAAGGGCAGUAGCCAGUACAGAAGUGAAGCAAAAACUUCAGGAGUUCCUGUUAAGUAAAUCAGCAACAAAAGACUCUCCAGCAAAUGGAAAGAAUCAUUCCGUGAGCCGCCACCCCAAGCUCUGGUACACGGCUGCCCACCAUACCUCACUGGAUCAAAGCUCUCCACCCCUGAGUGGGGCCUCGCCGCCAUACAAAUACACUUUACCAGGAUCACAGGAUGCCAAGGAUGAUUUUCCACUCCGUAAAACAGCUUCAGAGCCCAAUUUGAAGGUACGCUCAAGGUUAAAACAAAAGGUAACAGAAAGGCGAAGCAGUCCUUUACUGAGGAGGAAGGAUGGAAAUGUUGUCAGCUCGUUCAAGAAGCGACUCUUUGAGGUGACAGAAUCCUCAGUCAGUAGCAGCUCCCCUGGAUCAGGUCCCAGUUCCCCAAGCAAUGGUCCAACCAGCAGUAUAACAGAAAGUGAAACCUCGGUUUUGCCAUCUAGCAUUCAAGCUGAGCAUCUGGUUUCACAGCAACGCCUUUUGAUACAGGAUGAAUCAGUGAACUUGUUGAGUCUGUACACGUCCCCUUCUUUGCCCAACAUUACCUUGGGACUUCCAGCUGUACAAUCUCAAAUCAGUGCUUCAUCAUCAUUCAAAGAAAAGCAGAAGGGAGAGACCCAGACACUCAGACCAGGAGUGGCCUUGGCUGGACAGUAUGGGGGGAAUAUUCCCCCCUCUUCAACUCAUCCUCAUGUUGCUUUGGAGGGAAAACCAAACAGCAGCCACCAGGCUCUCUUGCAACAUCUGUUACUGAAAGAACAGAUGAGACAACAGAAACUUCUUGUAACUGGAGCGGUUCCUCUUCAUCCCCAGUCUCCUUUGGCAGCAAAAGAAAGAGUCUCACCUGGCAUAAGGGCUGCCCACAAACUGCCUCGCCACAGGCCUCUGAAUCGAACCCAGUCAGCUCCUCUUCCUCAGAGCACUUUGGCGCAGCUGGUCAUCCAACAGCAACAUCAACAGUUUUUGGAGAAGCAGAAACAGUACCAGCAACAGAUCCACAUGAAUAAGAUGCUCUCCAAAUCCAUUGAGCAGCUAAAGCAGCCUGGCAGCCACCUGGAGGAAGCUGAAGAAGAGCUGAAUGGAGACCACUCAAUGCAGGAGGAGCGAGCUCCCGCUAGUGGGGCCAGCAUUAGGGCUGAGAGCAGCAGUGCUGGUGAGGAUGACAGAAUAGGACAGCAGGCGGGGGCUGUGAAGGUCAAAGAGGAGCCACCGGACAGUGAUGAGGAUACUCAAACCCAGCAAAUGGAAUCUGGGGAGCAAGCUGCUUUUGUGCAACAGGAGUUCCUGGCGCAUCAGCGUGUCCACCAGUUGCAAAUCUACCAGGCUCAGAUGGCUACAGUUGGCAUGGCGGGAUUAGAUAAACAUCGGCUGGUGUCCAGGACUCCAUCUUCCCCCACUGAUUCCACAUUACCUCACCCAGCUGUGGACCAGCCCAGCCAGCAUGUCUACACAACUGGUGUUGUGUAUGACAGCCUGAUGCUGAAGCACCAGUGUAUGUGUGGCAACUACGCUAAUCACCCUGAGCAUGCUGGAAGGAUCCAAAGCAUCUGGUCAAGGCUGCAAGAAACUGGGCUGCUAAACAAGUGUGAGCGAAUUCGAGGUCGAAAAGCCAGUCUGGAGGAAAUACAGCUGGUUCACUCUGAACAUCAUUCACUGCUGUAUGGCACCAGCCCCCUGAACAGACAGAAGCUGGACCCCAGGAAACUCCUAGGAAACGUGUCUCAAAAACUCUUUUCCUUGCUGCCUUGUGGAGGACUUGGGGUGGACAGUGACACCGUUUGGAACGAACUGCACUCGGCUGGGGCGGCACGCAUGGCAGUGGGCUGUGUCAUCGAGCUGGCGGCCCGUGUGGCCUCCAGGGAGCUGAAGAAUGGUUUUGCUGUUGUAAGGCCCCCAGGCCAUCAUGCUGAAGAAUCAACAGCCAUGGGGUUCUGCUUUUUUAAUUCGAUUGCAAUUACUGCCAAAUACUUGAGAGACAAGCUAAAUAUAGGCAAGAUAUUGAUUGUAGAUCUGGAUGUUCACCAUGGCAACGGUACACAGCAGGCUUUUUAUGCUGACCCCAGCAUCCUGUAUGUUUCCCUCCAUCGCUAUGAUGAAGGCAACUUCUUCCCUGGCAGUGGAGCCCCAAAUGAGGUUGGAAGUGGCCCAGGUGAAGGUUUUAAUAUAAAUAUUGCUUGGACAGGUGGUUUGGAUCCUCCCAUGGGAGAUGUUGAAUAUCUUACAGCAUUCAGGACUGUGAUUAUGCCAGCUGCCAAUGAGUUUGAUCCAGAGAUUGUCCUGGUAUCAGCAGGAUUCGAUGCCGUGGAAGGCCACGACCCUCCACUGGGUGGCUAUAAAGUCACAGCUAAAUGUUUUGGUCACCUAACCAAGCAAUUGCUGAAGCUAGCGGACGGACGUGUCGUGCUGGCACUGGAGGGAGGACAUGACCUUACUGCCAUCUGUGAUGCAUCUGAAGCCUGUAUAAAUGCCCUUUUAGGAAAUGAGCUGGAGCCUCUCCCGGAAGAUAUUGUGCACCAAAUCCCCAAUAUGAAUGCAAUAGCUUCUUUAAAAAAGACCACUGAAAUUCAAAGCAAGUACUGGAAGUCAGUGGAGCCAUACUCUGUGCCAGUGGAUUGUGCUCUGGCUGAGUCUCAGAAACGAGAGAGGGAGGAGACAGAAACGGUGUCUGCUAUGGCCUCCCUUUCAGUGGAUGUUGAGCAGUGCUUUCCUCAGGAAAGCAGCAGAGCUGCUGGCGAGCCCAUGGAAGAAGAGCCAGCCUUGUGAAGUGCCAAGUCCUCCUUGAUAUUUCCUGUGGGUGACAUCAUUGUGUAUCCCCCCAAAGCACCCUCAGACAUGUCUUGUCUGCUGCUUGGGUGGCAUGGAUCAGAUGGAACAUAAACACUGGGCACAAAGUUCUGAAUAGCAGCUUCACUUGUUCUUUGGAUGGACUUGAAAGGGCCCUAAAGAUUCCUUAAAUGUAACCGCUACAAUUGUAGAGUUACAGUAAAACAGGCUUGGGAGAAAGAGCCUAGAGCAUGCUUUUUAUAUGCUGUUCGACCCGCUCACCACCAUCGAUUGUGAAAUAGAGUAUUACAAAAUUCUACACGAUAGAUUAUAGAUAUGAGUUGCAACAGCCAGCAAAAUACUUGGUAAACUCCAUGAAUCACUUUCUGACACUUUUUACUGGGUGAUUUUUUUCAUACUGUGUUAAACUGUUAAUAGAAAUUGUUUUCUUUGCUCCUGUAAUGAAAAAAUGAAAAGAAAAAAAAAACCCUUUAUUUUAUGUGCCGUUUUUUAAACCCCUGUAAUGAGUUCUUAGCAGAACAAGAGAAAGGUGUGUAAACUGAAAUGAGGGAUUUUAGUUACAGGGAAAGCACUUCUUAUUGUACUAUAAAUCCCCCCAAAGUACUGUGCUUGGUGGUUUUUUUUUCCCUUUUAUUUUUAUUUUCCCUUCCCCUGGCCAUCUCUCCCCAUUUCCUGUAACCUUUUCUAUCAUAAAAACACAUUCACGAUUCCCUAAAAUGAGUGAUCUUCUGUCUUUAAAAGACUGCUGUACCCGCCAUAGUUGACAGUAGCUCUCACCAGAUGUGCAGCAGAGAUCAAGUAGUCUGAAAAAUAGAUGGCUUUCCAAAUGUGUUUUCAUUUUAUUCUGAAAUGUUUCUGCAUCCUGGCUCUAAGAACAGCGAUCCGAAGCAACUGCGUGCAGCUCAUUUGAAGCCUCAGGUGUUUCUGUGGAGUUUGUUGGGGGUGUUUUUUUACAGGUUGUCUUGUGAAUACAAACUGAUUCUUUUAUGUAGUCCUGCACUGAGAGAGCUGACA
Messenger RNA from Tympanuchus pallidicinctus (lesser prairie-chicken), 4983 nucleotides. RefSeq names its product histone deacetylase 9 (gene HDAC9). The record is from RefSeq and is a predicted model, not a curated record. Gene Ontology annotation, cellular component: histone deacetylase complex. Gene Ontology annotation, biological process: negative regulation of transcription by RNA polymerase II; chromatin organization. Gene Ontology annotation, molecular function: histone deacetylase activity. Lineage: Eukaryota; Metazoa; Chordata; Aves; Galliformes; Phasianidae. The coding region runs from base 646 to 3948 and encodes 1100 amino acids. The transcript is spliced from 25 exons.